Podospora anserina S mat+ is the source of this 1392-nucleotide messenger RNA. RefSeq lists its product as uncharacterized. NCBI's taxonomy places the organism in Eukaryota, Fungi, Ascomycota, Sordariomycetes, Sordariales, Podosporaceae. The coding region runs from base 1 to 1392 and encodes 463 amino acids. The record is from RefSeq and is a predicted model, not a curated record. The transcript has a single exon.
AUGCAUAUAGCGUUGAAUACAGCGAUCAGGUUACAGGUCUCUAGUUUUUCUCAGACUAUGGUGGUGGAAUUCGGAAAAGUGAUGUUGAAGACAUCGGACGACGGUAUUUUUGGACUGUUGAGCCAAACAGUGAUGAUAUCGUUUAUUCUCAGUUGUUCAAAAGACGAUGUUGAUGAACCCCUGCCAAUCCCUCAGCACAGUGCCAAGACGGCUGGCCCAAAAGCUUGGGGGGACGUGCACCUCAGCUCGACGCCAAGACCUGGAGCAUCAUCACCAAUCCAAUUCCAAUCUCGGCCGGCUUUUGUCUCCAACCGACAACCGAAACACAAACCGCCCACCAUGAAGCCAUCCCACCUACUCUCCGCCUUCGCGGCCCUCGCAACAGCAGUCACGGCCCAAGAAUACGACGACGAUGUUACCUAUACCUCCCCUUCCACCGGGCGCAUAGCACCAGUCUACAUUCAACCCAUCUCGUCUUCCUCCCCGCCGGUCCUCCUCGCCGAACUAAACUACCACCCCUCUUCUUCCACCAACCCCUCCUCAGAGGAGGAUGCGCCAGCUCCAUCCGUCCUGAGCUAUGAACCCCCCGAAUUCGACCCCGAGACGAAGCUUGUUAGAGUUGGGGUGUAUGAUGAGAAAACAGGGAGAUGGGCCUCCUCGGCGGCGGUGGUGUCGGUGGAGAACUUUGGGCAGGGGUACCAGCCGAACUUUGUACUGAAUGUGGAUGAGAAGGGGGAGGAGGUGGUUGGGGUUGUGGUGAGGGGGGUGAGGGUUGAUGCUGGGCAGACGAGGAAUUUUGGGCCGAGGGUGGUGGUUAGGGGGAUGGAGAGGGGGAGGCAGCCGGGGUUGGGGAAGCCGGUUGUGCUGAGCGCUGAGGGGAGGAAGGUGGAGGUUGAGGAGAGGAGUUUUCUUCAAAAGUGGGUGGCGAUGAUGGAUGAUAUUAUGGGGGUGUGUGCUAACGUGAGAAUAGGUACUGGUGGGCGAUUCUUUUGGGUGCUGUUUUGCUGCUGGGAGGUGGUGGAGAUGGGAAAUGAGAGGUUUUGGGCAUAUCAUCAUGAGUUUUUGGCAUUCAUUAUGGCAUUUUCUGUUGUCUUUUUUCUAGGGGCUUGUGUCAUGGCGUGUGGUGGUCUGUUUGUGUAUUCAACAAGAGGGAGGCGCUGUUGUUGUUCUUUUCCAUGGACACGGACUGGUUUCUCUGAUCAAGCUGUCGCUCCUCUCUCUCUACAAUCACCCGUCCCGAUUCACAGGUCGGCGGCAAGCUGCCGCUCUAGACUUGUUGAUCAUUCGAUGGCCUUUGCGCGACGCAGCGCAGCGCGAGCCCUCACACAGUGGGCUAGCUGGUGGCUACUGCCGUCAGCUCUCGGACCCCUGUCAGCUGGUUGCCAGUGGUGA